AUGUCUAACAGCAAUAUGUUCCACAUGUCAUUGAAGGUGAUCAGCGUGAAGCUGUUCGACCAUCGGCAGGCGAUCAACACGUGCCCUUUGGGCCUGAGCUUCCGGUUCCCCGGGCUGGUGCGCUUGGAGAUCCUGGAGGGCGAGUUUUGCGGCCCGGUGGCGGCCGGCGGCGCGGAGGUGCGCAUGGCGGAGGGCCGGUCGUGCCUGUUCGCGGUGGACCCGUGCAACGUUUUCCAGACCGUGCGCCAGUUCUACGCGGACGUGGGCGUGUACAGGUACGUGGGCGACGGCCAGGACGCGCGGCUGGUGGCCCAGACGCGGAUCGAGUUCAAGCGCACGUUCACGGAUCUCAUAGAGAUACCGGAUCAGCCGGACCGGAAACGGGAACUGAAACAGACGUUUUACCUGUACGAGAUGGAACGGCCGAGCCCGGUGGGCUCGAUGGAUGUUCAAGUCGAGCUGUUAUCGCUGGGCUCGAUGUUGAUCACGAAUUUCAAACGCGACCAGGACACGGGAAGGUUCCAAUAUGAGGGUUCGGACUAUUUCUUGGCGGCCAAUAAAACGGCGUGCAAGAGAAACUGCUCGAGGGAGACCCGCGACAAAUGUCGGAACAAAGGAGAGAGGCACAAGGACUUGGCGGACGCGAUGGACAACAAACAAGAGUGUAAGCCGGGAUGCACCAAGACGCUGUGUCCCAGGCGGAAGGAGUACAUGGAACAGUUCAUGAUUUUGUCGACCGUGAUGAGGAUGAUGAAGAACCUGUACUACGCGGCACAAGAGGAUCCGACGGAUGCGGACCGCGCGAAAGUUGGCCUGCCGUGCGUGUUCGACCGGCACUGUCCGAUAGCGAACUGCCCGUUCCGGUUGGACGAGUCACCGUCGGAGGCCGACGAGGAGGAAGAAGCGCUCGAUUCCCACCACCCGCAAGAUCAACUUCACCCGCACGAUCCUCACCGCUCGCACGAUCUUCACCAUCCACACGAUCUUCACCACCCGCACGAUCCUCACCGCUCGCACGAUCUUCACCAUCCACACGAUCUUCACCACCCGCACGAUCCUCACCGCUCGCACGAUCUUCACCACCCGCACGAUCUUCACCAUCCGCACGAUCCAUCGUUCCGGGCACAGCGGACUGUCGCUCACGCGCACCAGGACCCGCCGACCACCAAUUACAUCGAGGACGACGCGGACCUGUUCGUCGUAGGAGUCGGCCGUCAGGACCCGUGCCAGGUCAGAGAACCGGUGUACAGUGCCGCUGGUACGCAGUACUCGUAUACGGACAUAUCGGCCUCGUUCCUACCGCCGAUUCCAGAGCCUCAACCCGAGGAGGUAAUCGAAAAACCAAAAAAUAUGGACAAGAAGGGUAAGAAGGGUAAGAAGGACAAGAAGGGCAAGAAAUAG
Molecule: messenger RNA, 1401 nt
Organism: Sipha flava (yellow sugarcane aphid)
Lineage: Eukaryota; Metazoa; Arthropoda; Insecta; Hemiptera; Aphididae
Exons: 3
Coding region: 1-1401 (466 amino acids)
Source: RefSeq, a predicted model, not a curated record